AUGGCCGAGGCACUAACAGUGAUAGAGGUUGCCCUCUGCAUCACUGAGGUUGUCGAGCGACUCUGUACCUUCGUUUCCAACGUGAAGGGUGCCAAAGAUGACAUCCGCAAGCUUACUCAAGAGCUGCUAGCCCUCAAGGGCGCUCUGGAACAUUUUCAUCUUCAGGCCGAAACGGGCUUGUACGCUUCACUCGAGACCAGUGUCCAAUCUGUGCUCGCCAUGACCCAGGAGAACCUGGAUGCAAUGCAGAAGAAGCUGGGGAAGCCCAAAACCUCAAAGCUGGGUCGCGCCGCCCAGAGCCUUGCCUGGCCUUUUCGCAUGGGCGAUGUCGAGAAAUACCUAGCAGCCGCCGAGAGGGCCAAGACAUGGUUCAUCAUGGUCUUGAUGAAAGAUUCGCUCGACUCCACUUCCACUGUCUUGAACGAAAUGCAAAAGCUUACAGCCAUGCUCCACGAAGAGGUCCUGGCUCGAGAGACUGAUCGCAUGCUCACCGAGACGGACAGCCUGUUGAAGUGGCUCUCUCCCGUUGACAGUGAAGCCAGGCUGCGCGACUCGGUAGUCGACCGAGUGCCGGGAAGCGGGCAGUGGAUCCAUGCCGGCCGGUUCGCUCUGUGGGAGAGCGGGAGUCGGACCGCAUGGCCCGUGUUUUGGAUUACCGGCCGGUCGGGUUCGGGAAAGACGGUGCUUUUCUCUCACCUUGUCGAGAAGCUGCAGGGGCACAUCGAGUCCAACACCACGGAAAAAUUCAGCAAACUCGGACUCGGGUUUCACUGCUGCUCCUUGGACGAUGCUGCGUCUCAAGCUGUGCCAAACGUCUUUGGUUCCAUCCUGGCCCAAAUAGGAACAGCGAAGCCCGAGAUUCUUCAAUAUGUGCGACCACUCAGACAAUCGGGCAAUUCGUUGAUACCGCAGAACAAUCUGUCCAUUGGGAACAUCCAUGAUCUCAUGGAUAAGGCACUCGAGCUUUACGAUGUCUUCUAUCUGAUGAUCGACGCCUUGAACGAAACUAGCCAUGAAGCCGUCAUCCUCAAGACUCUGAUAAAUCUUUGCGAGAGGCACAGACAUCUUCGUGUCUUGCUAACUUGCACACGCGAGCCGGCUCUUGCCUCUCCGUUAAUAUAUGUGAAGCAAAUGAACAUGGGAUCUGUCGACCUGGACAUUGAGAAGUACGUCCAACAUCGAUUCUCGACUGAGCACGGCUUCCAAGUGCUUAGUCCCAAGAUCAAGGAGGAGAUUCGGACGAGAGUUGUAGCAGAUGCUUGUGGAACAUUCCGAUGGGCAAAGCUUUGCAUGGAUCGGAUCAGCACACUGCGCACUGGUCGAGACAUUCGGCGAGUUCUUAGCGAUAUCCCUUCCACCCUGAACGAGACAUACGCUGGAAUCCUCAACCGCAUCCCGGGCCAAGACAAGGAUAUCGCCCGAGAAGCCCUCACUUGGCUGUGCUUCUCUCUACGGCCCCUCCGCUUGGUCGAGCUCGCUGAAGCUGUGGUCAUUGAGGAAGGCGACACCGAUAUCGACGGCGACUCCCGAUUGAACGACCCAGCAGUUGUUCCCCAGAUAUGUCUUGGUCUAGUUCACGCCAGCAAAGGCGUCGUCACUCUCGCCCACGACUCGAUUCGGACUUUCCUCCAGUCGGACUGGAUCCGUACUUCCACCGCCUCAGACUUUGCCCUCGACGCGGCCGAAGCCCAUCGCAGAAUCAUGCGCAGAUGCCUCACUUACCUCAACCUCGAUCCUUUCAUCAGUGGUCCCGUGCACUCACUGCCACAGGUUGACGAACGCUUCAGGAAUUACCCAUUGCUUCGAUACGCGACCUUCAUGUGGCCGAUCCACUCCGAGCGAUUCCCUCUCGAGAAAGAGGACGAGAACCUCAUUCUCGACCUUUUCGAAACGAAGAAGCUGAAAAACGGCGGGCCCUUUGAUGCCUGGGUGCAAUUCCUGCUGCGCGAUGUCGAUCUCAACAGCAUCCACAACACACAACCGCUCUACUACGCCGCGUCUUUCAACAUGACUUCGAUCCUAGAGCUGAUCCUCAGACCGGAGCACAACGUCGACGUGAACAAGAGGGGAGGGCGCUACUCUUCCCCGCCGUUGUUCGUGGCACUCUGGAGACGCAAGGAGCAGGCUGCGAAGCUCUUGGUUAAAGCGGGCGCCGACCCGGACAAGAUAGACACGAGCGGACAGACCAGUCGCGACUUGGCGUUGAGAGCGGGCAUGUUCGAUAUCAUCAAGCUCAUGGACGAGGUGUCGCCGGCUAAGACGCCAACUCGGGUGGCUUCAAUUUGA
Colletotrichum karsti is the source of this 2286-nucleotide messenger RNA. RefSeq lists its product as uncharacterized. Lineage: Eukaryota; Fungi; Ascomycota; Sordariomycetes; Glomerellales; Glomerellaceae. Bases 1 to 2286 code for a protein of 761 amino acids. The transcript is spliced from 4 exons. Gene Ontology annotation, molecular function: protein binding. The record is from RefSeq and is a predicted model, not a curated record.